AUGUCUGACGAGGAAUACGGUGAGAAUCUGAAUGAAGCCGAGAAGGCCAUGUUGGCCGCCAAGAAGCGUCAUGAGAACGACGAACAAGCCAAACUGGACGACUACGAGAAGGCACGUCGUUCGGAGCGUGAAAAGGAAGAAGAGGAGCUGAAGAAGUUGAAAGAGAAGCAAGAGCAACGUCGUCUUGCCAGAGAGCAAGAGGAACGGGAGGCUGCUGAAAAAAAGAGAUUGGAUGAGGAGAAGCGUAAGAAGGAGGAAGAGGAUCGUCGUGCUCGUGCCGAGGAGGAGAAGAAGAGAAAGGAAGAGGAGAAGCUGAAGAAGGCCCAAAUGAUGGGAGGUGGCUUCGCUGCUGGACAACAAGGAGGAAGAAACUUCGUCAUCAAUAAGAAGGAGGAGUCCGCUGGUGUUGGUGACCGUUUCGGAAACAUUGUCCAAGCUAAACAAGAAAUGGGAAUGACCAAAGAGCAGCAAGAAGAGGCGAAGACUGUCUUCAUGCAAGGCAUCCGCAAGAACAUUGCCGAGGCUUCCACGAUUCUUCCAAACGACAUGAAGGCCAAGAUCAAGGAGCUUCAUCAAAGAAUCUGUAAGCUCGAGGCUCAGAAAUACGAUUUAGAGAAGAGACACGAGAGACAGGAGUACGAUUUGAAGGAGUUGAACGAGAGAUCUCGUCAGGUCGCUCGUGCCAACAAUGCGAAGAAUGGACAAGUCAGCGGAGAUGAUACCGGUGGAAGACAUCCACCAAAGGUCCAAGUUGCUUCCAAAUACGACAGACAAAUCGAUAGAAGAAACUUCAAGGAGCGUCGUCAAGUGUAUGAGAAUGUGAGUGUUCCACCACCACCAGCAAUCUACGAAAAGGUCAUCAAGAAGUUGGAUUACGAAAUCCAACAGGAACUUGAGGCCGCCGAGGAAGAGGAAGAAGAUUAUUAG
Messenger RNA from Caenorhabditis briggsae, 927 nucleotides. RefSeq names its product Protein CBR-TNT-4 (gene Cbr-tnt-4). The coding region runs from base 1 to 927 and encodes 308 amino acids. Gene Ontology annotation, molecular function: tropomyosin binding. The record is from RefSeq and is a predicted model, not a curated record. Gene Ontology annotation, cellular component: troponin complex. Gene Ontology annotation, biological process: sarcomere organization; regulation of muscle contraction; muscle contraction. The transcript has 5 exons. Lineage: Eukaryota; Metazoa; Nematoda; Chromadorea; Rhabditida; Rhabditidae.